Musa acuminata AAA Group (dessert banana) is the source of this 3321-nucleotide messenger RNA. Its product is annotated as NADPH-dependent aldo-keto reductase, chloroplastic. Lineage: Eukaryota; Viridiplantae; Streptophyta; Magnoliopsida; Zingiberales; Musaceae. The coding region runs from base 330 to 1412 and encodes 360 amino acids. The transcript has 6 exons. Gene Ontology annotation, cellular component: cytosol. The record is from RefSeq and is a predicted model, not a curated record. Gene Ontology annotation, molecular function: aldose reductase (NADPH) activity.
CAAGGCGACUCUGCCUCCCCUUCCGGCGUUACUUUUUCUCUCUUUUACCCUCCCUCCCGAGGCCACACGCGAUCGAGAAGCAGAGGAGCAGCAGCAAAAAGAUUAGGCCAAAGGAGGGCGCAGCAGGUCUUUGGAUGUUUAUCCGCUUCAUCUCCACGCGGUAGGUGGAGUCUGUUGCCCGUCGCAUUCUUCUCAUCGGUUUGGUGAACGACGCGCCAAACGAACAAAAACUUGUGGGUUGUUCGGACCGGCGGCAUCGUCACUUUUAGCGAUUUCUUGCGUUAGGAGUCUUCUUUCAAAACCGACAGUAGUUUGUCCGGAUUGGAGGGAUGAAGGGGAAAGGAGCAACAGCUAAAAACUACUUUGUCCUCAAUACCGGAGCCAAGAUUCCUGCUGUUGGUCUUGCAACAUGGCAACACGGAGGUGAUCUUUGUGCUGAAGCCGUGGCGACGGCCUUGACGGCCGGGUAUCGCCACAUCGACUGCACCCAUCUAUAUGGGAAUGAGGUUGAGGUUGGGAAGGCGCUAGCCGAGGCUUUUGAAAGCGGAGCCAAGAGGGAAGAUUUGUUCUUGACCUCGAAAUUGUAUUGUGCUACUAAUUCACAUAAGAGGGUCGAGAAUUCCGUGAGAGUUUCCUUGAAGAGCCUUGGCGUCUCCUACUUGGAUCUGUAUCUUGUGCACUGGCCUGAGUGUUCGGCUCUCGGGGAUGCCACUGAUCCUUCUUGGAAAUCUGCAAGCGAAUAUAGACAGUUCUCGCAACGAUUGAAGCCAACCUGGGAGGCUAUGGAAAGUCUUGUGCGGAUGGGGCUUGUUCGUGCGAUUGGUGUUAGCAAUUUCAACAUUCAGCAGAUCAGCGAAUUGCUCCAGUUUGCGAAGAUUGUUCCAGCAGUCAAUCAGGUGGAGUUGCAUCCAUUCUGGAGACAGGAUGAACUAGUGAAAUUCUGUCAACAGAAAAGAAUCCAUGUAUCUGCUCAAACUCCACUGGGAGUACCCAUAUCUCGUGGGAUGGCAACUGCCAGUCCUGGUCUUUCUGAUAGUGGAUCUGAGGAUGAAGCUGGAACUCCUAGGAUAACAUUUAGAAGGUCAAGAUCAGUGCAUGGACCAAUGAUGAAGCUUUCUGUUGUCGUAGAUAUUGCAGAACGCCAUAACAAGACACCGGAGCAGGUCAUUUUGCGAUGGGGACUACAGCGAGGAACUAGUUUAUUGCCGUGCAGCCUAAAUCCUGACAGGAUCAGGAAAAACAUAGACAUUUUCAGUUGGUCGCUGACAGAUGAAGAAUGGAAUAGAAUGAACAGGAUUGAACCUCAGAUAUGCCUCUUUGGGAGUGGACCUGUCAACACAUCUGAAACAGGGUUUUUUUCAGCUGCUGGUCCUCUUCAGGCUGUGUCUGAGAUGGAAGAUGACACUGAAUAAUCCCAAGACUCUCAAGUCUCAGAAGUGUACUGUUGUAAACUCUCAUCUGAGAAGGGGAUAUUUCACGAAAUUUUCUGCACAUAUGUUAUGUCUGUCUGCGAAUCUGUUCAGAGACCAAUAUCAUCUUGUAAUUCUUGUUAAUUAGAUUUUAGUAGUUAUGUCAUAUUACUAUGGAUCAAGGUUUUGCUACAAUGGAAGUUAUCAUAUGUUUUCCCCUUCCUACAGCUAUGUUCAUGUAGUGCAUUUAAGUUCUUCAAGAAAGAAUGGCAACUAGUUUUCGAUUGGUGCAUGUUGGAGUUCUGAUUUCAGCAGUUGCUGAGACCUCUCUUAUCUGUUCUGCACUAAACCUUGGCCUUGUUUAGUGGUAGCUGACAAGUUGCAGCUAUGUGUUCAUAGUGCUGCUCUCCUUGUGGAGUGAGGAUUCAUCAGAGCAUAUAUGUGGCUUUUGUCUUGUGUACUAAACCUGCAAUGGCUUGUAUCAAAAUGCCACCUGGAGACUCUGCAAUAUGGAAACUGAAUCAUUGAGCUUAUCUUGGAGUACAGGUAGAAUCAUGAAAGCAAAACUAGUAUAAAUUGUUUGGUGAACACCAGAAACAGUAAAAUCAAAUGGAAACUUUGUAAUCCCAAAAGCUGUUUUACAUGGCCACACCAUCAUAUCAAAAACUGAAGUGUGCCACCUGAUCUCGACGAGUCUUCUAUCUAAAUGCAGGCUAUUUGGUUGAAAAUAGUGCCUUGAUUCAUUUCAAUGCAUCGUCGCCGUUUGGAAGAAUGUGCUUUACAAGUCAUCGAGAUAUACUUCGCAUGUUGACUUCUGUCUAGACAUUAUUAGAUUCUAAUUAGGUAGCGGCAGACUUAAUGCCAAUGUGUUUGUUUGCUCUUCUUUGAUGACUACGACUUUCUAACCGAAGCAAACAUAGCUAUCUUUUCUUUUCUUUUUUUUCGUUUGUUUUGUAGACAAUUAAGAAGUUUUCUUGUGAAUCAUAUCAUCCUUCUUUGAUAGAAUAUUUGUCUCGGUAAUUGUUUCAUGGAAUUUUGAGCUCCCGAAUUGAUCUUUACAUUCGGGGUUUGACUUUUCUUGUGAUUAAUGUAAAUAGGGAAACAUUUUCUGGGUUUGACUUUUCCUACGGUAAUCUUUCCUUGAGAAAGUGGUAACUCAUUGUCGUCCACAAGCGUUAGAAGAACCAUCUUAUCCACAUUAGCAGUGCCGCUCUUCGCAGCCAUCCAAAACUUGCACAAAGUGAAAUGGCAUCGCCGAUGUCGCUGAGACACUGCUCCACAAACCCUUCGCUCGGCGUCGUUUGCCGCCUCCAUGGCCACUCCAAGCUUGGCCAUGCAGCUCCGGGUCUCCCGGAACAGCUACUCAUCGGAAGGAGACAAGCAACAGCAGCAGCAGCAGCUGUAGCAGUAGCUCUCCAUGCCAAGGAAGCCAUCUCCGGUUCGAGCGUCGCUUCCGCCUUGGAGUUCAGAUUCACCGCUCCGGAACAGACACCCGAAGAAGCAGACGCGGUGGUGAAGAUCCAUGCAAGAGAUCUGGUGCGGAUAAAGGCUUUGAUCGAUUCGCAGUCAUGGAGAGAAGCCCAGAUCGCGCUUCGCGAGAGCUCGUCGUAUCUGAAGCAGGAUCUCUACACGAUCAUCCAAGCAAAGCCGGGAAGCCAGCGGCCACAGCUGAGGAAGCUCUACUCUCACCUCUUCAACGAUGUCUCAAGUGUGAGUCCAUUGUCUUCACGCUCUCGGUAUGCUCCAGCUUCGCAAAUGAAGCUUGAAAUCUUUAUCGUUUGUGCUGCAGCUGGAUUAUGCUGCCAGAGACAAAGAUGCUCGCCGAGUUCAAGAGUGCUAUGAUAACAUCGUUGCGACACUCAAUGAGAUUUUUGUUCUGAUCUAACAAAUGCAGACGUUGAUGUUUGUUCUA